Molecule: messenger RNA, 2181 nt
Organism: Uncinocarpus reesii 1704
Lineage: Eukaryota; Fungi; Ascomycota; Eurotiomycetes; Onygenales; Onygenaceae
Product: putative tRNA dihydrouridine synthase
Exons: 3
Coding region: 1-2181 (726 amino acids)
Biological process (GO): tRNA processing
Molecular function (GO): flavin adenine dinucleotide binding; tRNA dihydrouridine synthase activity; RNA binding
Source: RefSeq, a predicted model, not a curated record
AUGGCACAGGAAUCGCCAAAUGAGAUUGUCCCCAGUAAUGGGACUCUGAACUCAACUGCCGAAGCUGGUGGCAGUUUCGAAGAGUCACCCGCAAAAAGGAUAAAACUUGAUCAACCGGCAACAACCCAAGAUGUGCUGGCAGCAAACGAUGGAGCUCAGCGCAACAGAGGCAUGGCGCCAAUAAAGGCAGAGUACCUGAUGUCUCGGGGUGGGCAAGAUGUAGCAACAACUUUUGACGCCCGUGAUGAUGAUGAGGCGGAGGCGGCCCCUCUUAGGGAGCGUGCGGAUGAGAGAGGUGCAAAGCAGAGAAAAAAGCAAAAGGGCCAAAACACGGGUCGCCGGUUCGGACAGUCGCGAGACGAAAAAGGGUUGUGUCAGAGCGUGUCGCACAGUCCUGAAUUCUCGCCGAAGGCAUGUCAGUUUGGCGAAGGUUGCCGGUUCGAGCAUGAUUUGCGCAAGUAUUUGAAGGAAUAUAAACGAGAGGAUUUGACGACUUUUGAUGGCGUCUGCCCCGUCUGGAAUGCGCAUGGUGUGUGCUUCUCGGGGUGGAAAUGUCGAUUUGUGGGAUCACAUAUGAUGGAGAGGGAGACAGGCGAUGGGAAGAAGGAGUUAGUACUCGUCGAAGACGAGGAGCGGAAGAAGAGCGCGAAACCGUUGGUAGAGGGCGGAGUGGAAGCCGGAGUGUUCAAUUCGAUAACGACGGAGCAUAAGACGCAACUCAUGAAGAAGAAGUUUAAGAUUUCUAAAUCUGACGCGUAUGUACCCUGGCUUGAUGAGACGUCAAGGCAGUUGGAAAUGCGCAUGCAUGGCAGGAAAUUUGAAGGGCAAGGAGACGAGGGUAAUGCUGAAACUAAUGGCGGAGCGGAGAACGUCGCAGAGGACAACAGAGCGCAGUACAAGGAACCGCCAUUUCUCCCCUCGGAAAAGCGACGAUUGUAUUUCGGCCCGGAGACUCCGGUUUUGGCUCCUCUUACUACGCAGGGAAACAUGCCUUUCCGAAGGCUCUGCGCCGAAUUGGGCGCGCAGUUCACAUAUUCAGAAAUGGCCAUGAGUCUCCCACUGAUUCAAGGGCACAAAAGCGAAUGGGCUCUCGUGAAGGCUCAUGAGUCGGAAGUACUCCCCCCAACGAUCAAUCCAAAUCAAGCCGUGGUCAAAGACUACGAUCGUACUCGAGAUCUCAAGUUCGGCGUUCAGAUAUCAGCUAAUAAACCAUGGCAAGCUUUGAAAGCCACCGAGGUCAUCACUACUCUUUGUCCCCACAUUCGUGUCGUGGAUCUCAACUGUGGUUGUCCAAUUGACCUUGUUUACCGAGAUGGUGCUGGCUCGGCUCUUCUCGAGCACCCUUCCAAAUUAGAAAAGAUCCUACGAGGGAUGAACGCAGUCUCAGGAGAAGUCCCAGUGUCCGCGAAGAUUCGUAUGGGUACAAAGGACAAAAGUCCAACUGCGCUGAAACUGGCGGAGCGUCUCAUACUCGGAGGCCCUGAAUUCCGCAAGAUUGGACAGGGACCGCCCGGAGUAGCUGCGCUCACGCUACAUGGCCGAAGCCGACAGCAGCGGUAUACGCGACAAGCCGAUUGGGGUUAUAUUUCUGAAUGCGCAGCUCUCAUUAAGCGACUAAAUGAACGGACUGACGAGGUCACGGACACCGUCCAAGAACCCGAUGAGCGUCACCAAGCUCCUGGACGCAAGGUGUUCUUCCUCGGAAAUGGCGACUGUUACUCCCACGAAGAUUAUUAUAGAGAUAUUCGCGAGUCCGGCGUGGACACAGUAAUGAUUGCUCGUGGAGCGCUGAUGAAACCAUGGAUCUUUGAAGAAAUUCAGGCGGGACAGUACCUUGACAAGUCCGCCUCGGAGCGUUUAGCUCUCGUUGAGAAGUUUGCAAGAUAUGGCCUUGAUGCUUGGGGAUCUGACGAGCAUGGUGUGGGCACGACGAGACGGUUCCUCUUGGAAUAUCUGAGUUUCACUCACCGGUACAUUCCGAUUGGGCUGUUGGAGCAUCUCCCGCCAAACAUUCAGGAUAGGCCGCCAGCGUAUCAAGGGAGAAAUGAACUGGAGACUCUGCUCGCUAGUGACAACUACAAAGACUGGAUUAAAAUCAGCGAAAUGUUCCUUGGUCCUGCACAUAAAGACUUUAAAUUUGAACCAAAACACAAAUCCAACAGCUAUGAGAUUGAAGGAUAA